AUGAGUCGGCAACAACACGCAUCCGCCUCGGCGGCGGCGGUAAAGAAAGAAGACCAAGACCAAGAAGACCAAGCAGGCGUAGAAGAAAACGAGGAGAAAGUCGAAAAGGAUACAAAUAAGGAAGAGGACGAAGAUCGUGAUCCGUUGUAUCCGCCCCUCGAUUACUCGAAAAUCUUUUAUCGGAAUGUCACCGACGACGACCUGGAACUCGCCGCUCUCGCGGCGGAAUUCCGACACUUUUACCGAAACUCUCCGUAUUACAUCCACAGUAAAGACACGACGAAUAGAGAUUUAGACGACGAGUGGACGAAGAGUUGGAAGGAUUUAUCAUCGAAGAAAAAGGAAACGAAACCUUUGAAUCCUCCUCCUCUUAAGGAGGAGGAGGAGGAGGAGGAGGAGGAAAAGAAGACAAAGAAGACCAAAGAGGGAAGUAAAAAGAAGAAGAGCAAUCAACCGAAUCAAGAGGAGGAAAAGGAAGAAAAAGAGAAAAAAUGGACGUUAGAGGACACGGUGGAAGAUUGGAUGUUCGACCCGAAGUACGGGUUCCCGGCGGAAAUCAUGGAGGAGUUCGCGCGUUUGCGACCGCCGGCGAUGAAUCCGAGGAUGAAUAGAAAGGAGCGAGAGGAGGAGGAUUUGGAGGAGAAGGAAGGAGAGAAGAUCUCUGGCGGCGGUGGGAAUAGUAAGAGAGCGACGACGACAAUACCGGCGAAGAGGAAAGGGAGCGGCGCCGGCGCCGCGAGUAAAAGCGAGGACAAGAAGAAGAAGAAGAAGAAGUCCGCAGCCGCGGAGGAUAACUUUGGCGACCGGUUGAACAAACUGGAAGAGUUGGAAGCGGAAGAAGAGGACGAGUAUCAAUCCUCCUCCGAAGACGACGAGAUGGAAGGGUACGAGUUUGGCGACGACGAGGAAGAAGAAGAAGAAGAGGAAUAUCGCUCGUCCUCGGACGACGAAGAUAAAGUGGCCACCGCGAGCGGGAAGGCGAAAUCCGCCGGGAAGGAUUUGACUCGACUCUCGAAAGCGGCCAGAGACGCCGAGGAGAAAACAAGGAAACGAAGACUCAAACGGAAGUUAGAGAAAAGAAAACGAGGCGGGAAAUCGGCGACGACGUUAGACGACUCCACGGACGAGGAUACCGAGAGACCAGAGGACGACCGCGGCGGAGUGAAAGUCGAAGACGACGACGACGAUAACAACAACAACAACAACAACAACGCGCGAAGAAGUGGCCGACGACGACGCGGAGGCGGAGAUCACGACGUCAUCAAAACCAACCAAACGAGCAGCCGCUCCAAAAAGAAAGACGACCGCCGCCGCCGCGACGACAACAACAUCAAGAACGACCGCCACCGCGGGGCCAGCGACGACGACGACGCGAACAACAACAACAACAACAAUGAAACUGACGACACCGACGACGACGACGGUCCUGAAGAUUUCGGCCAGUUUGAAAACGACGAAGACUCGCUCGAGGAAACCGAACACGAGGCAUACUUUUAG
Messenger RNA from Bathycoccus prasinos, 1497 nucleotides. RefSeq lists its product with no specific name. The transcript has a single exon. The record is from RefSeq and is a predicted model, not a curated record. NCBI's taxonomy places the organism in Eukaryota, Viridiplantae, Chlorophyta, Mamiellophyceae, Mamiellales, Bathycoccaceae. Bases 1 to 1497 code for a protein of 498 amino acids.